AUGGAAACAGAAUUUGCAUGCAGACAGCCUCCUUUAUUUGCUUAUGACCCGCAAUGGCCAUCUGAACAAAAAACCAUAGCUUCGUUGAAACCAAGAUUGAUUGCACAGCUACCAUCUGUAACUUUGAUCACUUCGCAACUGACGGAAAAAAAACUGGUCAAGAUCAAAGUAUUAAAAGUAGAAGACGGGUCUAAUUUAAAACAUCAGCUUGGUAGUAGUCUAACGUCACUACACUCCAUUUCAGAUAUCCAAAGGCUCACUCUUGUUCCUAUUGAACCAGAUCAAGGCUUAUCUAGUACAAAUAGAUUAAAAACUUCAGAUUCCCAAAAAAAAAGACCAUCUUUAAAAGAUAGCUUUAGUUCUAGAACAACACUUAUCAAUCCACAGUUGUCAAAAACUAGCUUAAUGGCGGCAGCAACACCAGCCCCGUUUUAUGAUCCCGCAAAUCACUCUAAAGCUUUAUACAACGGCAUACGUCGAUCAAGUGCCAUUGCACAAAAUGCAGCAUGCGAAUGUAUUCAAAAUUAUUCAAAUACGAUUGAAGAAGACUCGGAAUCAGAAGAAGAUAUGAAGAGCUUUCUUAGUAUGACCAGAUCUAGAUUGCAAAAAGGCCACGCUGCACUAUCAAAAAAUAAUCGAGUAUCAAGACUUCGACGUACUUCCAUCAAAGCCGAGACUACUUCUCAGACUAACGGUUCUAAUGAGACUUCUGCAAGAUUAAUUCAAAGUUUUCGACAGGAGGUCAUUGAUAGUGUAGAUCUUGUGAAUAUUCCUUCACGCUGGGUUAAUUUUGCUGAAAAUACUGACGAAACCCCCAGUCUGGCUCGAUCUAGUCAAAAUCAUUCAAUUCGGCGUUCAAUAUCGCUGGGAUCUCGUCAAAAUUUGAUGGCCCUAUCAUCACAAGCUCCUUUACAGCAAACAUCAAAGACUCUUGGAGCAGCAAAGUUGGCAGCAUCUCCCCAUCCUAAUAUUUCUACUCUUACACAGAAAGAUCAAAGCGUACGAGUGCCGAUUGAUUUGAAACCAGAAUUAUCAUUGUCUUCAUCUGCCAACGUGGUUCUUAUAACGCGGCCAUCGUAUACAAAUGAUGAUGACAAGAGUAGUCAGGAUUUGAAAAAUAAUGAUAAUCAAAAACUUGUUGAUCAGCAAAAUACUGCAACACAAAACGAUCAAUUCUUUACGCAGUCUUACUAUCAGCGGCCAGAUCCAGUUCAUCCCUACUGCCAUGUUUUAAAAGGCUCAUCUGGUGGACAAAGUGGCUGGCGUCAAGUUCAGCAAUAUUCACAGGACUGGGAGACAAGCUGGGAGCCGCUCAAGAUUGUUCACAUUGCCCUAUCCAAAGAAAAGAUACAGAAACGUGCUAAAAUCCAGUCACAAACUGGAAUAGAUUCAAUUCAAAUGCCAAACGCAAGUGACUCUAAAAAAAAGGUAGCAAAACAGUUAUUUUCAGCAGCACCUAAUUUAGUCAGGACUUGUUUAUCCACAGCUAAAUCGCCCAAUAACAGAUCCAAACACGAUGAAAAGCACAACUCUGGGCAGACUUUUAGAAAGGAGCCUUGCACAAGAUUGUCACGGAUAUCAAAAACUGCGCCAUCUAAUUUCUUUUUACCAUCGAUUUCCACCACAGCCAAGUCAUAUCCUUAUCCAUACAGACAAGAAAGAUCUUUUUUAGAUCCCCAUCUUAUUGCCACUGUACUAUCAUCAAAAUAUGGUGUUUCAAAAACAGUCAAACCUUGUGCUACAGAAAGAGCAGAUGCAGCAACUUCAAAUAUACAACAGUUUCCAUUACCAUCAACAUAUCCUCGGGCAAACAUCAUGGGUGCGGAAGGUUUGCGUACAUGUAUAGUUAGCGGUGCAGCACGUGUUCAACCCCUUGUGAACGAGUUGGAUGAGCUGGAUCUAAAAUUAUAUAUUUGCGAGCUGUCGUAUCGCGAAAGACAGUUUCUAAGUGAGCUAGAGCAGGUGCUUCGAAAAGAAAGUGUCAAGGAUGAACGAUCUCGAAAGUUGAGGAAAAUACACGUCACAAAAGUAUUUCGUCAUUUGCACAAUCGUGUAGUGCGUCUGGUUGAAGAUCAAGCAUCAGAAUCGGAACUGUCAAGAACUCGGCGAGCUCGUAUGGAACGAUUUCUCGAGGCAAGCAAAAAAAAUCUGAUAUUCUUGGAGGUAAUUUCAUAG
Batrachochytrium dendrobatidis JAM81 is the source of this 2175-nucleotide messenger RNA. RefSeq lists its product as uncharacterized. NCBI's taxonomy places the organism in Eukaryota, Fungi, Chytridiomycota, Chytridiomycetes, Rhizophydiales. The record is from RefSeq and is a predicted model, not a curated record. The transcript has 2 exons. The coding region runs from base 1 to 2175 and encodes 724 amino acids.